AUGCCCUCGAAUGAAACCACCCCUACCACUGAAACCACCUCUGACACCCCUAGGGAGUCAAGUUACCCGCCCGCUCACCACACCCGCAGUCGUAGCAUCAUAUCUGCACAGAGCAGCCCAAGCGUUGUGGUAUAUGAUGACACAGUGGACCGGGGGAGUGACACAGAGGGGCAGAACCUGGCGAGACUGCGAACCAACCGGACCCUCCGUGGAUGUUGGCAAUCGGCCGUGACCAUAAUCCAGUCCCGGGUUGAUCCCAUUGGUUCAUUGAAACGUCUAUUUUGGUUGAGUCUCGGCGGGGCAAUUAGCUUUUUGCUCUUGAGGAGCUCCUUUAAGGAUCCAUUGGGAGCUUUGCUUCUCGGUCUUGGCUCUCCGACAAAGUCAACAGUUCCCAAUUACACACUGAUAACUUGUGGUCCAGCCACAGCAUCGAUCAAUCAUACUCAUGGACAUGGACAUGGUCUUUGUCGUUGUUGCAUGGUUGCGGCUUCCUAUGCGGCAGAUCGAAGAGAAUUGACCCAUGACAAUAGUGGUCUCACAGCCACACUGACGCCUUCCUUGGCAAACUACGUGUCGGGAACUGCUAUAUCAUUCAGAGAGUCAACAGGAUGUGUCUUUCUGUCUGAUGAGCCCUUCAUACCGGGUGAAAACUGUUUAGAGGGAAUUAUCCGCCUUGCAGAAGAAAGUGGACAAUCCGAUCACGAUGAGUCUGAUCAAGAAACCCCCAGCAUUGACUCGAGCUCUACAGUGUUGGACAUUGAGCCCACAAAGCCCAAUCAAUACUCUGAGGGAACAAACUCGAGGAGGAGAACCCGUUGUUCCACUGUUGUUGAUCGAUGUGCACCUUACCUGGUCAAGUGGCUGCCCAAUCUGGCAGAAUUGAGAAGUUCAGGAAGGUUGAACGGUUAUAAUGUCACCCUUUUUUUCAUUGCUUCCACUUGUAUAUGGUAUUUACAGAGCAAAGUGUUCAAAAGUCAACAUCCCACAAAUGAAAGCCAACUGCAAGAUCAUCUGAUCUGUGAUGUAGCCUCACACCCUACUGUCCGUGCGGCUGUCUUUGGAAACCCAGAGACUAUGAUCAGGCUUCCGCCCGAGACCAACGAGACAACGGUAAUGGAGUGGCUCGUGGGUAAUGCUGAACUCUUGCCACUACCAGAUGGGAAGGUAUGCGCCCAGUUUUCUGUGUUGCUAGUCACCCCAGGGGUCACUUGUGCAAGUGCAGUGUCACAUGUAUCAGAGUAUGUAUAUGAACCAAGUAUCUCAAAUGAAUCCGCUGGAGAUAGGGACACUCUUGGACCAGGGAGGACUGAAGAGGCGGAGACAAACUGA
Messenger RNA from Tremella mesenterica DSM 1558, 1329 nucleotides. RefSeq lists its product as uncharacterized. The coding region runs from base 1 to 1329 and encodes 442 amino acids. NCBI's taxonomy places the organism in Eukaryota, Fungi, Basidiomycota, Tremellomycetes, Tremellales, Tremellaceae. The transcript has 4 exons. The record is from RefSeq and is a predicted model, not a curated record.